UAUUUAUUCUUCCAAACACAAGCUACCUAGCUUCUUAGAGAUCAAGAACAUACACACUCUUUCUUCGAUAAGAGCUCCGCGACUAAUCGGUUUAGAGUAGAGGAUCAUCUGAGGUGCUGUUGCUGCUCUGGUGGUGAUCAUAUGGACUCCUUGGAAUCAUGCGUGCCCCCUGGCUUCAGGUUCCACCCCACCGACGAGGAGCUCGUCGGUUACUACCUCAGGAAGAAGGUGGCCUCCCAGAAGAUCGACCUCGACGUCAUACGCGACAUCGAUCUCUACCGCAUCGAGCCGUGGGAUCUCCAAGAGCAUUGCGGGAUCGGGUACGAGGAGCAGAACGAGUGGUACUUCUUCAGCUACAAGGACCGCAAGUAUCCGACGGGGACACGGACCAACAGGGCGACCAUGGCCGGGUUCUGGAAGGCGACAGGGAGGGACAAGGCAGUGCUCGACAAGAGCCGGCUCAUCGGCAUGAGGAAGACGCUCGUCUUCUACAAGGGCCGGGCGCCCAACGGGCAGAAGACCGACUGGAUCAUGCACGAGUACCGGCUCGAGACUGACGAGAAUGCGCCGCCGCAGGAAGAAGGCUGGGUGGUGUGCCGGGCGUUCAAGAAGAGAACAGCAUACCCGGCACGGAGCAUGGCGCUGACAUGGGACUCCAGCUACUCCUACCGCGAGCCCAACGUUAUAGCACAGGAGGCGGCGUUUGUGGAUCCCAACGCGGCGUACGCACAGAUCAGGCGGCCGUCGAAGAGCGCGCGCUUCAAGCAAGAGGCCGAGCUGGACGGCGCCGCCGCGUUCCUGCAGUACUCCAGCCACUUGGUCGAGCUCCCGCAGCUCGAGAGCCCGUCGGCGCCGCUCGCGCUGAAUGCGAGCCAAGCGUCAGCCGAAGAGGAAGACGACGACGCCGGUGGCAGGCGGGGCAAGAAGGCGCGGGCCGACGAGGUGGCCACGGACUGGAGGGAGCUCGACAAGUUCGUCGCGUCACAGCUCAGCACCGCGGAGUGCGGCGGCUUGGAGGCGACGGCCGCCACCGGCGUGGGCUCGCAGCUGGACCACGGUGAGGAUGAGAUGGCGGCAUUGCUGUUCCUCAACAGCGACGGAAGGGAGGAGGCGGAGAGGUGGACAGGGUUGCUCGGCCCGGCCGGCGGGGACGGCGACCUCGGAAUCUGUGUGUUGGAGCAAUGAAUGGCUGCGCGCCGUGCGCAUGCACGGUGUGGCGCGUAUGCAUGCAAUGGGAUGGUGCGUGGCACAUUAUAUGGUUAUAGUUGAAAGUUCCUUUUCUCUUUUUUCUUCUACUCCCUUUGUAUGUUUCUCAAAUGUGAUUGAAACUCUUUAUCUGUCUCUGUGCAGAGUCAUAAGAUGCAUUGU
This is a messenger RNA of Phragmites australis (common reed), 1368 nucleotides long. RefSeq names its product NAC domain-containing protein 37-like. Lineage: Eukaryota; Viridiplantae; Streptophyta; Magnoliopsida; Poales; Poaceae. The record is from RefSeq and is a predicted model, not a curated record. The coding region runs from base 142 to 1185 and encodes 347 amino acids. Gene Ontology annotation, biological process: regulation of DNA-templated transcription. The transcript has 4 exons. Gene Ontology annotation, molecular function: DNA binding.